AUGGGUCUCACGUACAAUACAUACCUCAACAGCACGCGCAUCUACGGCUGCAAGGUCUGCAAGGCGCACCUGGCCAACCACGAUGACAUUAUUAGCAGAAACUUCCGGGGUCAACAUGGCAAGGCAUACCUCUUCAACUCGGUGGUCAACGUCGACGCGGGCAACGCGGCCGAGCGCAACAUGACGACGGGCCGGCACGUUGUGCGCGACAUUGUGUGCCGCGGCUGCGGCGACACGGUCGGAUGGAAGUACGACAAGGCGUACGAGGCGUCGGAGAAGUACAAGGAGGGCAAGUACAUUCUGGAGGCAGAGCUGCUGUGCCAGGUGAACUGA
Sporothrix brasiliensis 5110 is the source of this 333-nucleotide messenger RNA. Its product is annotated as Yippee zinc-binding protein family protein. Gene Ontology annotation, cellular component: ubiquitin ligase complex. The record is from RefSeq and is a predicted model, not a curated record. NCBI's taxonomy places the organism in Eukaryota, Fungi, Ascomycota, Sordariomycetes, Ophiostomatales, Ophiostomataceae. The coding region runs from base 1 to 333 and encodes 110 amino acids. The transcript is spliced from 2 exons.